AUGGCCAAACUGCUCUCCUCCGCCUCGUCCCACGAGCUGCUCGCCCCGCCACCGGCCGUCUCCCUCCCCGUUGUCGACCUCUCCCUCAGUCACGACGAGGUCCGCCGCGCCAUCCUCGACGCCGGCAAGGAGCUGGGCUUCUUCCUGGUGGUCAACCACGGCGUUCCUGAGCAUGCGGUGCGGGAUAUGGAGGCGGUGUGCGAGGAGUUCUUCUGCCUCCCGGUGCUGGACGUGGCACCCUUCUACUCGGACGACAGACGCAAGCCCAACCGGCUUUUCUCUGGCACCACCUUCAACACCGGCGGCGACAAGUACUGGCUGGACUGCCUUCGCCUCGCCUCCACCUUCCCCGUGGGAGACAGCAAGAAUCACUGGCCCGAUAAGCCCCAAAGCCUUAGAGAGGUUGUUGAGACGUUCUUCCUGCUGACAAGAGGUGUGGGCAUGGAGCUACUGCGCCUUCUGAGCGAGGGCAUGGGGCUCCACCCUGACUACUUCGAUGGGGCCCUCAGCUGCGGUGAUACCACCAUCUCCCUCAACCAUUACCCAAGGUGCUCGGACUCGAGCCUCGCGCUUGGGCUACCGCCACACUGCGAUCGGAACCUCAUCACCCUACUCCUACCUGGUGUAGUCCCCGGUCUCCAAGUCUCCUACAAGGGUGAUUGGAUUAACGUCGUAACCAACGGGGUGCUGAAGAGCAUAGAGCACCGGGUGAUGACUAACUCGGUGAUGCCACGAAUGUCGGUGGCGGUUUUCAUCGAGCCGGAUGCGGAUUGCCUCAUCGGGCCCUCAGAGGAGUUCAUUGGCGAAGGAAACCCCAUGCGCUACCGUUCCCUCACAUAUCGUGAGUUCUUGCGCAUCCACAAUGUUGUAAAGCUGGGUUCAUCGCUCAAUCUUACAACCAAUCUCAGCAACUCUCAACAAACACAAGACAAAAAUACAUGA
This is a messenger RNA of Triticum turgidum subsp. durum (durum wheat), 942 nucleotides long. Lineage: Eukaryota; Viridiplantae; Streptophyta; Magnoliopsida; Poales; Poaceae. The record is from the annotation of a GenBank genome assembly.